Molecule: messenger RNA, 3300 nt
Organism: Oldenlandia corymbosa var. corymbosa
Lineage: Eukaryota; Viridiplantae; Streptophyta; Magnoliopsida; Gentianales; Rubiaceae
Source: the annotation of a GenBank genome assembly
CCUUUAAGGGGCAGAGACGUUACCACCCUUACAUAAUUGCAUUACAAUUUACAACCCAGAGGAAGGGAAAAAAAAAAAAAAAAUCCAGAGGAGAAAAGAAGCUUCUUGGCGCUCCUUCUUUAGCUGGUAUUUGGAAAUCCCUUCUUCCCGGACAUCGGUUUUUAAUCAUUGUUAUUUUGCUAGAUUGAGGUUGUCUGUGUUCUGUGCCUAUUUUUCUUUUCAUGGGUGUUCCAUGAUUCCAUUGAGGAAUGCAGUUUACAAGAAAAUAUGAAAAACCCAUGUGUGUGAACGAGUAUUUUUGCAGCAGAAUGCAUUUGAAUUAGUGCUUUUGUAGUCCUGUUUUAAGGAUUUUACAUUGUAUUUGAGGUCAUGAUGCAGUAGUAUAUUGUUUCUAUUUUAAUGCCCUUUUCAAAUCUCUUUUGAGUUUUCAAAGGUUGGAUUUUUGGUUGAUUUUGCUGAGUUCGUUAACUUUUUCUUUGUGUAAUUAUUUAUUGUUUGGUGAUCUAAGCCAACAAGGUUCCAACGGCCAUAUUCUUUUGCAUAUCAGUCAUUGCAUCUUCUAUCCUUUUUCUUUUGUUUGAGCUUGAUAUAUAUGUUAGUUAUGGUUACAAUGUGAGAUCCAAAAGUUGAGAUUUGUUUCUUUUUUGUUUCAGUCUGGGAUUAUUGACUAAGAGGACAGCUUUCAAUCUCUAUGGGGGAAGCUCCUGCCUUCAUUGUCGAUGAUCUAUUGGGGGACUACCCUAAUGGGCUUGGUUUAAAGUCCAAAGGCCACCAAACUGCUGUUGAUGCUGGCCAUAAAACUUAUGUGAUUGGUGACACUGAUGGUGAAUCAGCAUUGAUUGGAGUUAAGGUGUUAGAGAAGUCUACUGGUGAAUGGAUUAUACCAGCUGUAUUGGGAACAAAACCGCAGUCAUCAAAAAGGCUUUCAGCAUUGAUUUUGAAUGGAGAUCGGAUACUUAUCCUCAAGGGCGGUUCUGCACAUGAUGACUGCUUUUGGUUUCUUGAGGUUGAUACACCUUUUGUAAGAGAACAGAGAAAUAAACUUGGAACAGAGGUGGUUGCCUGGAGUAGAGGAGUGGUUGGUGAUACUAAAAUGCCAAUCGUCAUCAGUGGGCCUUCUGGAGUUGGAAAGGGCACCUUAAUAGCUAAACUAAUGAAGGAAUUUCCAUCAACCUUCGGUUUUUCUGUAAGCCAUACCACCCGUGCUCCACGGGAGAAGGAACAGAAUGGGGUUCAUUAUCAUUUUUCUGAACGGAGUGUGAUGGAGAAAGAGAUUAGCAGUGGAAAGUUUCUUGAAUUUGCUUCUGUGCAUGGAAAUCUCUAUGGAACCAGUGUAGAAGCUGUUGAGGUGGUAGCAGAUGCUGGAAAGAGAUGUAUCCUUGAUAUUGAUGUUCAAGGGGCAAGGUCCGUGAGGGCUAGUUCUCUUGAAGCCAUAUUCAUCUUUAUUUGCCCUCCCUCCUUCGAGGAGCUUGAGAAGCGCCUUCGUGCAAGAGGAACUGAAACUGAAGAACAAAUGCAAAAGAGACUCAGAAAUGCAAGGGCAGAGCUUGAACAGGGAAAGGCACCUGGCCUCUUUGAUCAUAUUUUGGUUAAUGAUGAUCUCGAGACUUGUUAUAAGAGCCUUAAGAAACUUCUGGGGCUUGAUCAGGUUGUACAUUCAAUCCUUGAGUCAGCUCCAUUGUUAGUCAACCUUCCCCAGGACCAUUCCGUGUCAAAGAUUGGUCAGAAGAUUGUGAUUGGCUCAAAAGAAGCUUCUGAAAACAGGUUUGUGCUGGACCUGACCUCACUAAAAGGGGGGGCCCCUGGGAGAACAAGAGGACUACAGAUGUAUUCUAGUGAUUCCUGGAGUAAUGGUUUAAAUGGUCACAUAUAGCUUAACUCAUAUAAGACAUCCCUUUCCUCCAGAAUGUUUAUGGCGUUCCUUCCAUUUUUCUUCUCCAUUAAGGAUUAUUAACUUCUGAUCAUUGGGAUUCAUUUUCUAAAAGGAUUAGAUGAAUUAUGGAGGUAGGACGUCAAUCGGUUAGUUCGGCUGUCGCAUCAAAGAGAUUUUCCAUGCUCUGCGGCCUAGGUUGAUUUAGAUUAUGUGAUAUCCAUUAGUCAGCAGUACUCUUUUGGAAAGCUACUAAAGUAACAUGCUUACUCGAACUUUUGCAUCAUUAGGUGCUCUUAGUUUGAACCAUUUUUUCGCUUAGAUUGAAGCUUUUUUUUUUACGCUUUAGUGCCCCACUGCCCCUUAAUUCGUGUGUUCCCUGAGCAUCCUCAUAUCUUUGGUGGAGGUCUGGAAUGUUUUGGUCCUCAGGACUUGAAUUAGUGGGGUUUGAAAAGUGUUUCAAUGGUAAAGACAAUCUUUUCCAUAUUUAACUGAUCUAAAGUACUCUCUCUGUUUUAUAAUUAUUGUUCAGUUUGAGUUUUCAUUUCUAGUUCAAAUCAUACUAGAAGUGAAAUCUCAAACUGGACAAAAAUUUUGGGACAGAGGUAGUACUCUUCUUUUGAGCUCAAGGACUGCACAUUUGCUUCUAAGAACUAUAAGGGUAUUGAUGAAGCUAAUCUCAUCGCUAUUGAUGAAAUAACAUCUGAAUCUUGAGAAUCUGACUGAUAUAUCACAGAAUGUUGAGUGUCCACUGGAUUAAAUGAAUCAAUGAUGUGGGUGAUAUCUCAUCAUGAGCGCAAGUUGACAACAUGGACUAUGUGAAUCUACAUGGUUGGUGGCUAGCUGUGAAAACGACCUGUAAUGGAGCUUGAAAUUUUCGAGGAUUCCUUUGGGUUGUAGACUAACUCGGCACAAACUUGGUAGAAAUAGAAAUCUACCAGCUAAGGGAAGUCUUUCAAAAUUUAUAAGUGGAAUAGGUGAAUAAUCAAUGUCUCCCAAAGUUAAAACAAACAAAUGAAUUGUUAUGUGAUAAUAAGAAAUGAAAAGAACCAUCUUAUUAUUACUUCCUUAUUAAUUUAACUCCUUUGUUCGGAUAUAGUACUAACAAAUAAUCAUUAAUAUUGGACAAAAAACAAUCAAGACAAAAUGAACAAUGUUAAUAAUUUUUUUUGUUUUACAUAUAACAGGAUACCUACCGUAGGCUCAUGAGAUUAAUCUAGUAACAAUGUCACUAAUUUUGCUGGUUUUUAGAUGUUCAUGAAUUUCUAAUUUGGUAAACAAUUAUUGGUGGCGCCGUGGCGGCGUGCGUGGGCUCCAAACCAAACCGAAACUUCUACCAAAAUGAAUGGCUAGUCUGUAUUGGGUCCAAAAGUUAGGCAUUUCAUUAUUAGGUAGUGGUGAGGCCCAUCAGCGUGAACUCUGGAAUUGGC